UACCACAGCCCAGCAAGCAGGGUAGAAGCUGGCUUCUUUUCCAGUUUGCCCCAGGCUUGGCUCCAGCAGCUUGGACCGAGGCUUCUCAGGGCCCUAGGUGCUCGCCUUCCCUCCUCCCUUAGCAACCGUGGACGCCAUCAAGCAGCAACUAGGAGGCUGCGGGGGAGCCCGGGUGAGGAAGGGCGGUGCCCAACGCAGGUACCCCAGAGUCCCGGCGCUGCAGCGCAGAGCCACCGCUACCCGCAUCUGCAGCUGCAGCGGAGUCCGAAAAGGAAUCUGCAAAAAUGAGCUAUUCUCACCCCGCUGGAUUACUUGCGACAUAUAAUAGCCUCACGGAUAAACACCUGGCUGGGUAUUUUAACAAUACCAGGAUCAGGAGGCACCUCCUAAGAUCCGGGCUGAUCACAAGAGGCGGGAGGAUACUUUCUGAGAAGGAAUACAAAGUCAACACCAUGAAGCAGGAUCACCAGAAGUACAUCCGAGAGUGCCUAGCCCAGGCCAUUUUCCACAAGGUCCUGGAUAUGGAGCGCCACCACCAGCUUGAAAUAAAAAGGAAACUGGACACCUUAGCUAAGAAAGAGCGGAUUCAGAGGCUAAAGGGAGAACACACAAGACGAUUUAUUGAAGACAACAUGCCCAUUCUGACUCCCCGCCCCCCGGCUGGACCAAAGACUAACCGUGGCCACAGCAUUCUGGCUGAGGAAGGACGUUCUAGUCCAUUAACACUGACGGCCCCUCGACCAUAUACUGCCCCAGGAAAUAUGCAGCCUCCGAUUCGAUUGCAGCCUCUUCUCAGUAAUCGCAAUGCAAGAGAUGGUUCAAAGAGAACUUCAGGGUCCAAACCCAAAGCCUCAUUGCUGGAAGGAGAAGCUCCAUUUCCUAUUGGGGGCAAGAAGGCAAUGAUGAAGUUCAGGAGCUCCGUUUACAAUUCGCGGAGGGAGGACUCCUACCAGCUUCCAAUCAUUAACAGUUACCCCACACCUGUUCCCCCGACACCCCAGCUCCCAGCAGGAGGGACCUGCAGGGAGAACAGGUUGGAGCCUUGGAGGAGGAGGAAGCUGCGACCCAUCACGGCUCCCAACGCCCUGGAGCCUCUCUUCAGCAAGGACCCAGGAAGGAUUUAUAAAGCAGCGCCACAUAGCAAUGCAGUCAUUACAAUGGUCUAUUUUGGGAAAAAUGUGCACCUAUCUUAUGACGACACAGACUUCCGAGAUGAAAUUAAGAUUUACCAACAGCACUGUGGAGGAGAAAACCUUUGUGUCUACAAAGGGAAACUGCUUGAGAAAGGCACCUUUCAGUUUAUCUCCAAACGGCACCAUGGCUUCCCCUUCAGCCUCACCUUCUUUCUGAACGGGAUUCAGGUGAACAGGCUCAGCUCCUGCUGCGAGUACAAGCACCGCAAGAGCUCGCGGCUAGGAGGCAAGAGAGGCUACUUUGGAUUUGUGUGUGUGGAGAAGGCAUCUCCUUGCUACAGGUGCAUUAUUGCAAUGGGCCUUGACAGAAAACCAUCUUUAAUAAAACCUAAGAAGGAAAAGACCAUUGAGAAAAAGGAGGAGCCACCAAAGAAGAGUCUGGGGAAACCAAGGAAGGACAGAGAGAAUGUGCUAUCAAAAAGAAACGAGAUGGGAUGGAAAGAAAUCUCUGCCUCAGCUGUUUGCUCAAUUGAGGAACUAGAAUCAGGAGUCAAAGAAGUGAGAACGGUUAUUGAAGAAAUGGGAUGGAAGGGCAAGCCAGGACAAGAUGCUUGGGAAGAGGACCAGGAAAACACUGUUAAAUAUGAGUAUGAAGAAGAUUUCGAAGCAGAGGAGGAGAAACAAGAUGAGAGAGCUGAUGAGCAGAGCCUGGCUGAGGACCAGAUGAGUACAACAUCCAAGUCACCCUCCGAAGGGGAAUAUGAUAACUUAAUCCCUGAACAGGAGAUUGAAACCUCUUCGGAGCAGGCACUAGAUGCCCAUGCCAGUGGGGACCACGAGGAAGAAGGAUGCUUGGACAGUGACGAGGAAAAACAAGAUGAUAAAACCGUUUCAUCGAUCUCAUCUAGAAGUCACCCCUACUCUAGCGAUAGUGAAAAUGAAUUUGCGGAGGUGUGCGUGGAAGCCCACUCUGGACACAGCGCAGGAAGUUCCCAAAGCUCCUCGUCUCUUGACCUACAGGAAAAUGAUGACCAAGGAAAACCCCGCUGUGCAGUCGAGGACUCCUUGGAAACUGAGACCAAAGAGCAAGAAACGGCAAAGGCAGAUGUGGAUGACGCGCCUCUGUUGACAGAGGUCAGCUGUACGCACCCUACUGAAGAAGAACCAGUGAAGGAAACCCAAGAGUUUAUAGAGAGUGAAACCGGGGAGUUUGGGCAGCCUGCUUCUCCAGAGGCUGAGAGUCAUCUUCAGGAAGGAGGCGGCGUCCCUACGGCGGAGGACACAAAAGCAGGCCUCCUGGUGGUGGAAGAAGACGUUGGACAGAUAGCAGGUGAAGCCCAGGCACCUGGCCACAGUCGCUCUAAUACAUCAGCUGGACUUAGCAUCACAGAGGAUGGGGCGACUCCCAGGAGGAAACCAGAGGUCAACUUGGGUAGAGUGGUAGAGGGAAGAACAACCAUCAGCUCGAAUGAGCAACCCACGCAAGCUACACAAGAGGUGUGCAGAGCAAAGGGAGAAGACACGGAGAGAGAUGCGUCUCCCCGGGCUGAGGAUGGCGAAUCCUGUGAGGGACUGAGGGAGAAAGCAGAGAUGGAGGAAGAUGGUGCUCUCCACCUCCAGGAUGCUGAGGUGGAUGUGGGACUGAGGGAGAAAGCAGGGAUGGAGGAAGAUGGUGCUCUCCACCCCCAGGAUGCUGAUGUGGAUGUGGGACUGAGGGAGAAAGCAGGGAUGGAGGAAGAUGGUGCUCACCACCCCCAGGAUGCUGCCUUGGAUUUGGGACUGAGGGAGAAAGCAGGGAUUGCAGAUGUUCCCUUAGCUGGGAGGAGCCCCACAAGACAGCAGUCACCAUUACGGAAAGAGUCUACAGAGAAAAGGGAGCGCCCUCUGAGCAUAGCUAGUGAGGCAGAGGCAAGCACAGGAGGGAGUGACAGGCAUGGGGAGGAGUCGUCAAUCCCCACAGGAAGAGUAGCAGAGGGCCACUCUGUGUUCCUAAGUGUAGAGCCGACUCUGGACAGACAGAGAGAUGUGGAUCCCACCAGGCCGACCUCGCUGCAGACAGUGGUGGAGAAGGGGAGUGCAGUCUCUGAAGGGGAGCAGGGACUUGAGGAGGCCUUGCUCACAGACAGCACAAAGGUCAUCACAGAGAACCCUGGGCAAGCAGCAUGUCUGAAAGAAGCAGGGAGUUCUGAAGUGGAGGAGGCAGAAAGGGAGAUGGGCUGCCCCAAACCAGAUGUGGGCCAAGGCAAAGAGGGAGCCCAUACAGAACUAGGAGUUGUGAGGUCCAUGGAGGACGCAGCACCAGACAUAGAGGAUAGUUCUGAAGAGCCAAUAACUAGGGGCGAGAAAGCAGCCACAGAGAGGGAGGAAGUUCUGGAAAUCAAAGUACCCUUGAGCUCCUCAGUGGAAGAGACAUGGGAAAAGCCCAGGGAGGUUGUCCAGGGCAACCCACUCGAUAAGACAGACACAGCAAGGGAGGGAGUCACAGCUGACCCAGAAUUCACCCUGGAACAGGAUCUGCCUGUAGGGCUCCCUGGGGGAUUAGCAGCAGCUGGAGGCAGGGAGAAGGCUGAGAGGCCUCCAACACCUCCAAGGGAAACUGGAUCUGAAAGAGAAGAGGUGACAGGAGCCAAGGUGCUGACAAUAGAAGACCUGCUAGAAGAGCAAGAAGUUAAAGGGGGAAAAGAGGGCACAAUGAAGGGGGUGAGUUUUGAGGAAGAGGCCCACACAUCCCCUGACAAAACAGAGGCUGAUGCUGAGGACGCAGAACACAGGGUGGCAACUGAGUUGUGUGAGGCUACAAGGCUUCUAGAAGACCCACCCACAGAAAGAACCAUUGCCCUGUUUGAAGCAACGCCUCAUCUUGAAAAAUCACUGGAAGAGAGUGAAGCUACAGCCUCAGAGCACAGAGGAGAAGAGCUCCUGGACCAGGAGAGCAGCAAGGCUCUGUCUCAGCCGGGGAGGGGGCCCAGCCAUGGAGAAGAGGGGCUGUUAGGAGCUCCUGGACCUGAGUCAGCAAACCAACCUCAGGUACCAGAGACCCUUCCCACAGCCAGAGGGGAGGAGCGGUCUGCUAAGGAGCUAAACAGCCACUCAGGACUAGAAGGGCUGGGUGAAGAUGGAGCUUUGCAAAUGCAAGGAGGGGGCACCAUGAUAGUGACCCAGGGAAAUCUUCCUGAAGAAAGGCUCACCACAGCAGGGGUGUGUAGUGGAGGAGCUGAGGGUGAGAAGCCACAGGGAGAGGGGGAUGAGGAGAGAGAGUGCCCUCCAGGGACAGUGACUGCUGCCCUAACAGGCCAGAACUGGGCCGUGGGAGGAAGUGCAAUUAAGGCUGAGGAAGAUCUUCCUGAGAGAAGAGUUGAAGAAACAGCUGCAGAGCAGAGGGAGGUGUUGGCAGAGUCCAAGUCAGCUGAUGAGGAUGCUGUGGCCCCCUCCUCUGCAGAUGGCCAGAAGAAAACCUGGGACAGGGCAGGUGAGGCUCCAGGAGGAACAGCAGCCGAAGAAAGGGCAGAGGCUGAGGACAUGGCUCCAAGAGCAGAGAAGGUGGCUGAGGUGGAGGCCCAACAGGGGCAGGCUCCUGAAUUGCAGGAGUCAAGGCCAGGGGAGGACAGAGAUAGAGGGGAUGUGAAGGCCUCUCAGGAUGCAGGUGCAGCUGGGGAGGAGGCAGGGACGAGGCAGCUGCAUGACGGUCACCAAUCAGGAGCAAAUGAAGACUUCAGAGGAUCUGUGUCUCAGAGAGAGUCAGAGCUUAGCAGAGUGUGUCCAGAGGCAACACCUUCCAGGAAGCUAGAAUUUUCUCGAACGCACAAGAAGCACCGGGAGGAACUGCAAGGAGAGAGUGAGAGUGCGGAUGUUCUGGUGAACACAACUGAGUAGAAGGGUCCAUGGCAGCUGGUGAGCUUCAGUUUGGUGUGUUUGCAGGGCAUCUAGAAGCCUGGCACAGGUCUCCUCUCUGUGUGGCGGGCCCCAUUGCUGUCUGCCGGUUUUCUUACAUGUAGCCUUCAGUUUCAUGCUGCUUAGCCCCAAUCUGGCCUGAAGGGUCAGGCAGACACGGGAGAGGGCCUAAGCGCACACCAGAGGCUGACCGGAUCUCUAUGUGACCCUUUGUUCAUAUCCCAUCUUUGUAAGUGGGGUUCCCUGAAGUGAUACCUGUGUGU
Acomys russatus (golden spiny mouse) is the source of this 5287-nucleotide messenger RNA. RefSeq names its product glutamate rich 3 (gene Erich3). NCBI's taxonomy places the organism in Eukaryota, Metazoa, Chordata, Mammalia, Rodentia, Muridae. The record is from RefSeq and is a predicted model, not a curated record. Bases 285 to 5006 code for a protein of 1573 amino acids. The transcript has 14 exons.